Messenger RNA from Ciona intestinalis (vase tunicate), 1389 nucleotides. The record is from RefSeq and is a predicted model, not a curated record. Lineage: Eukaryota; Metazoa; Chordata; Ascidiacea; Phlebobranchia; Cionidae.
GUAGGCCAAUCCAGCAUUCCUCUGCGUGUUAAAAGCCCACCGGGUUCCUUUGGAAGCCACCUGGCACCAACGGGCGUUUAUUAGUGACAUACACACGGCUCUAUUUUCUGAAUUAAGGUUUGCUGGAUAGAUACUUCUAUUUCUGAUUUAAUUUUGCUAUGGGAAGAACGUCUAAAGACAAACGCGAUGUGUAUUACCGUUUAGCCAAAGAGCAAGGUUGGAGAGCAAGAAGUGCGUUUAAGUUGCUUCAUUUAGAUGAAGAAUUUAAUCUUUUCCACAAUGGAGUUAAGAAAGUCGUUGAUCUGUGUGCUGCCCCUGGUAGUUGGAGUCAAGUGUUAUCAAGAAAACUUCGAGGUACAGAAGUGGAAAAUAACAAAGAUGUUAAAAUAGUAGCAGUUGAUCUGCAAGCAAUGGCUGAUUUGCCAGGAGUGAUACAACUGCAAGGAGACAUUACAAAUGUAUCGACAGCACAAUCAAUUAUCUCACAUUUUGAGGGAGAGUCAGCUGACCUAGUGGUCUGUGAUGGAGCACCUGAUGUUACUGGUCUUCAUGAUAUUGAUGAAUACAUUCAAGCCCAGCUUCUACUUGCUGCAUUAAACAUUACCACACAUGUUUUGAAGCUUGGCGGAACAUUUGUUGCUAAAAUAUUCCGAGGCAAAGAUGUUACAUUGCUGUAUGCUCAACUUCGAUUAUUUUUUAAAAAAGUAACCUGUGCAAAACCCAGAAGCUCAAGGAACUCUAGCAUUGAAGCUUUUGUUGUAUGUGAAAACUACAGCCCACCUCCCAGUUAUAUUCCAAACAUGUCCAACCCACUCCUGGACAUGAAUUAUGACUUGUAUGCGAACCAAUUAGAAGGUCCUAACCGAGUGAUCGCACCUUUCUUAGCAUGUGGUGAUCUUAGUGGAUUUGAUUCAGACAGAACUUACAAAUUACAGCUUGAUGGUGCUGAAGAGUACAAGUACCAUCCACCAACACAAUCCCCAAUUAAUCCUCCAUAUAAGCAUGCAUGUCACUUGAAAUCUGAAUCAAAGUUGGCCAAAGAAACGAUAGCGGUUGCAGAAGAAGUGGCUACCGUGGAGAAAACUGUUAAAAACUUGACUUUGGAAAACUGUGAAAAUAACACAUAGAUACAUCAACAAUUAGUUACGAUUUAAUUGAUAUUAUCUUAUACAUUCUUAAUGAUAAUAUUAUUCCAAGUGGUUUUUAAGCCCCGAGAUGUGAUUUGAAAUGAGAAAUCAAAAGUGAGUUUACGCAAUCAUCUAGUUUUCGUAUCAAAAUUUAAAUUAAUUUUGUGCGCUUUGGUUAAGUUGUAUAGAUAACAGUUUUAUAUAAGCAUCUUUAUGGUUAAUACUCUCUCUGGAGUCUUGCACAAUAAAGCAAUCAUUGUUU